AUGCUUCCUAGCCCUGUUAUUUCUGCCUCCACCACGCCGUUCUCAGUCAAGGACAUACUGAAGCUGGAGCUUCAGCAGCAGUCUCAGCAGCAGCGGCUCGCCUCACACCUUGGGCCGCCCCACGAGUGCUCUCACCCGGUGUCGCAGCAGCACCGCUUCGCCCUCCAGUCGCCCCCGUCUUGUAUGCUGGCUGGCAGAGACAGGGACAGUCCCAGCCCCGGGCUCUUGGAGAGAGAGGCGAGGAUGUCCUACCUGGGUAGUCUGACCGUGCAGGAGCGGCUGAUGGAGACGGGUCUUGCCGGGGAGAUAUUCACUUCCCCGGGGCUACAGGGACACUCAGCCGACACCAGCCUGGAAGUUGAGCAGGAGGACAUAGACACCAAAUCGUGUGGCCUAAUAGGAGUGAGGGACUGCGAGGAGUCCACGCAGGUGCACUCGGACUUGGAGAAACCCCCAAAACAGCAAAGGGCCCGGCGGAAACCACGGGUACUCUUUUCCCAGGCGCAGGUGUUCGAGCUCGAGCGACGCUUCAAGCAGCAGCGUUACCUAUCCGCCCCGGAGAGGGAACACCUGGCCAACACUCUGAAACUGACCUCCACACAGGUCAAAAUAUGGUUCCAGAACAGGAGGUAUAAGUGUAAACGGCAGCGGCAGGACAAGAACCUAGAGAUGGCCGGACAUCCACACCAUCCUCCCCCGCCUAGGAGAGUGGCAGUCCCGGUGCUGGUGCGUGAUGGGAAGCCCUGCCUGGCUGGAUCUCAGAACUAUAAUACAUCCUACACUGUUGGAGCGGCCAGCCCCUAUAGUUAUAAUGGCUACCCGGCUUACAAUAACCCGGUGUAUACUAACACUUACUCAUGCACGUACUCUAGCCUGCCUGCUCUAGCGCCCAACACUACUGCUAACGCCUUUAUGAAUAUGGGUCUUGGGAACCUGGGCGUGUCGCAAUCUCAGGCCCAAACACCACAGGGAACAGCCUGCCAAGGAACUCUGCAGGGCAUUCGGGCCUGGUAG
Molecule: messenger RNA, 1014 nt
Organism: Salvelinus namaycush (lake trout)
Lineage: Eukaryota; Metazoa; Chordata; Actinopteri; Salmoniformes; Salmonidae
Product: homeobox protein Nkx-2.5-like
Exons: 2
Coding region: 1-1014 (337 amino acids)
Biological process (GO): regulation of transcription by RNA polymerase II; cell differentiation
Cellular component (GO): nucleus
Molecular function (GO): RNA polymerase II cis-regulatory region sequence-specific DNA binding; DNA-binding transcription factor activity, RNA polymerase II-specific
Source: RefSeq, a predicted model, not a curated record